GGGGAGAGCCGCCCGCGCGUGGGGUAGUCGUAUAGAAACUUUGAAAGAGUUUUCUGAGUUGGGCAGGGUUUUGGGGAGAGUGUGUUUGAGAAGUGCGAGCGUAGAGUGGUGAAACUCAUAAAGUGCGUGCUUGAGUGGGCGUUGGUAGGGGUGUAGCCAGAAAGUUAAAGCUCCACUUGGGGUGUGAUCCUGCGUGUGUCUCGGUGAGCUGGCACGUCCUGGGAGGAAUUUCUUCACAGGAAGAGAGAGUUUGCUUUCUAAAGCACAAGGUUUAGGCUCCAGCUCAGUCAAGCUUCGAGGGGGCUCGCUGUUUAUGAAUGUUGGGAAAUCAGAGAAGCAAGAAGAAGAUUUUAGACAAACACCUCAUGUGAACAUCAAUCCCUUCACUCCCGAUUCCAUGUUUCUUCACAACUCUGAAGGCAAAUGUCGUCGGAGGAAGAGGAUACACUGGAAUGACUCUUGUGGAGAGGACAUGGAACCAAGCGAUGGAGAGCCUGAAGAGGAAACCAUGAGACCUGCUAAGAGGAUAACAAUAACAGAAAGUAACAUGAAGUCACGGUAUGCAACCGAAUUCCAUGAACUGGAGAAGAUUGGAUCAGGUGAAUUUGGCUCCGUGUUUAAGUGUGUGAAGAGGCUGGAUGGCUGCAUCUAUGCAAUAAAACGCUCCAAGAAACCCUUGGCUGGCUCAGUGGAUGAGCAGAAUGCUUUGAGAGAGGUCUAUGCACAUGCAGUUCUGGGACAGCAUUCUCAUGUAGUGAGGUACUACUCUGCAUGGGCAGAAGAUGAUCACAUGCUUAUACAGAAUGAAUAUUGCAAUGGUGGCAGUUUAGCAGAUGCCAUAAGUGAAAAUUACAGAAAUAUGCGUUACUUUACUGAACCAGAACUGAAGGACCUGCUGCUUCAAGUAGCUCGAGGUUUAAAGUACAUUCAUUCAAUGUCCCUGGUACACAUGGAUAUCAAACCUAGUAACAUUUUCAUAUCUAGAACAUCAGUCCCGAGUAUAACUCUAGAGGAAGGCGAUGAUGAUGACUGGUCAUCUGAUAGAGUCAUAUUUAAGAUAGGUGACCUGGGCCACGUAACUCGAGUCUCUAGUCCUCAGGUGGAAGAAGGUGACAGCCGUUUCCUUGCAAAUGAAGUCCUACAAGAGAACUACACUCACUUGCCGAAAGCGGAUAUUUUUGCUCUGGCUCUGACUGUUGUCUGUGCUGCUGGGGCUGAGCCACUUCCAACUAAUGGGGACCAAUGGCACGAAAUUCGGCAAGGGAAACUGCCCAGACUACCACAAGUGCUUUCUCAAGAAUUACUAGACUUACUAAAAGUUAUGAUUAAUCCUGAUCCUGAGAAAAGGCCUUCAGCCGUGGCACUGGUGAAGCAUUCAGUGCUUCUCUCUGCCGCCAAAAAGAGCGCGGAGCAGCUCCGGAUAGAGCUGAAUGCUGAAAAGUUCAAGAACUCGCUCUUGCAGAAAGAGCUGAAGAAGGCCCAGAUGGCGAAGGCUGCGGCCGAGGAGCGCGCGCUGUUCACGGACAGAAUGACCACGAGAUCCACGACGCAGAACCGCCCGUCACGGCUCAUCGGCAAGAAGAUGAACCGCUCCCUGAGCCUCACCAUCUACUGACGGGGAGUGCAGAGGAACUGCAGACGUGGCCACUGCUCCUCUGCCUGCUUCCUUUGUCCUGCCAUCAGUAUCACCAGUUUUGUAGCUGUUGCUUCUGGGUUUUUCCUUGUACUCUGUGGCUGGUUCUGUAUGAACCAUGGAACGGACUCGGUUACUCUCCGUCUGUAGAGGAUCCUGGAUGUUAUUCCAUAAGCCUUUCGGUUACACUGUUAGAUGUUACGUUGUCCCAGGGUUAACCACUAUAGUGGUGUGCUGCUUUGUAGUGUUACAGCCUUGUAAUAAGAAGCAAUAUCCCUAAUCUUUUAAGAAGGAGGGAGGGGGCCUUACUUUGAUAGUUAAUUUUUU
This is a messenger RNA of Ficedula albicollis (Collared flycatcher), 1960 nucleotides long. RefSeq names its product WEE1 G2 checkpoint kinase (gene WEE1). Gene Ontology annotation, cellular component: nucleus. NCBI's taxonomy places the organism in Eukaryota, Metazoa, Chordata, Aves, Passeriformes, Muscicapidae. Gene Ontology annotation, biological process: mitotic cell cycle; protein phosphorylation. Gene Ontology annotation, molecular function: ATP binding; non-membrane spanning protein tyrosine kinase activity; magnesium ion binding. The record is from RefSeq and is a predicted model, not a curated record. The transcript is spliced from 11 exons. The coding region runs from base 314 to 1615 and encodes 433 amino acids.